AUGUUUCCCUCGACGCAUCACCACAAAAAUGUUGACAAAAAUUGUACUAAGCCUGUUCCUUUAGCAUCUCGUCCCAGUGAAGAGGAACUGAUUAAGAUCUUCAAUCGUUACGACACCAAUAGAGAUGGUUACCUCAGCUGGGAGGAGCUUAAAAGUGCUUACAACAUCCUAGGUAUGUCUUUCCCCAGUCUUAGAGCUUGGAGGGCACUCUAUGUUGCCGAUGAAAAUGGAGAUGGAUACAUCAGUCAGGAAGAGUUUAAAAAACUAGUGAGGAAAACCAGUUUCCACAAUUUGCUCGAGUAG
This is a messenger RNA of Dovyalis caffra, 303 nucleotides long. Lineage: Eukaryota; Viridiplantae; Streptophyta; Magnoliopsida; Malpighiales; Salicaceae. The record is from the annotation of a GenBank genome assembly.